AUGGCUGCUGAGGAAGAAGGUGAACUGAUAGGAAAUCAGGUCUCCUAUGUAAAAGCUAUUGACAUCUGGAUGGCUGUGUGCCUUCUCUUUGUGUUCGCUGCAUUAUUGGAGUAUGCAGCAGUCAACUUUGUUUCAAGGCAGCACAAGGAGUUUCUGAGGCUUCGAAGAAGGCAAAAGAGACAAAACAAGGAAGAUGAUGUUACUCGUGACAGUCGAUUCAAUUUUGGUGGCUAUGGAAUGGGUCACUGUUUACAAGUUAAAGAUGGCACUGCAGUCAAGGCUACACCUCCCAACCCUCCUCCAGCACCACCAAAAGAUUCGGAUUCCAUCAAAAAGAAAUUUGUUGACCGUGCAAAACGGAUUGAUACAAUAUCGCGGGCUGCAUUCCCACUAGCCUUCCUCAUUUUCAACAUAUUUUACUGGAUAACAUACAAAAUCAUUCGGCAUGAGGACAUUCACAAGAAAUAGGCAACUUUGAGCUGCUGGGACAUUUUAGCCAAAGUGUUUUGUUUUGUAAAUAAAUGUGAAAUGUCUUUCUGUCAUUUGGACUGAGACGUUGCCCCUCCCCUUUCCCUACCAUGAUGCUGAAGAGAAGAGGA
Messenger RNA from Gavialis gangeticus (Gharial), 599 nucleotides. Its product is annotated as glycine receptor subunit alpha-2-like. The coding region runs from base 1 to 468 and encodes 155 amino acids. Gene Ontology annotation, cellular component: postsynaptic membrane. The record is from RefSeq and is a predicted model, not a curated record. Gene Ontology annotation, biological process: chloride transport; monoatomic ion transmembrane transport. The transcript is spliced from 3 exons. Gene Ontology annotation, molecular function: transmembrane signaling receptor activity; extracellularly glycine-gated chloride channel activity. Lineage: Eukaryota; Metazoa; Chordata; Crocodylia; Gavialidae.